Molecule: messenger RNA, 5684 nt
Organism: Poecilia reticulata (guppy)
Lineage: Eukaryota; Metazoa; Chordata; Actinopteri; Cyprinodontiformes; Poeciliidae
Gene: sona
Product: SON DNA and RNA binding protein a
Biological process (GO): regulation of cell cycle; regulation of mRNA splicing, via spliceosome
Molecular function (GO): RNA binding
Source: RefSeq, a predicted model, not a curated record
UUCAAACCGCGCAGCAUGGCAUGUUGGGAUACCUCUCUCCAUCAUGGCGGAGAAGAGAGAAAGCUAACGUUAACGGUUAGCAUAUUCAACAACUGCUUGAUUUCGCACAGUUCAGCGCAGUACUCGUCUGCCUUUUUCUCUACACGAACGGGAGCCAUUUAACGUAAACCGGCAUUUAUUAAGAGAGAUCCACUUCAGCAUCACUAAGAGAGCUCUUUACCACAUUUCUGUGCUGCCGUAAUGGAAAGUGCAGUGGACGUUCCAUCAGGUGAGGAUGAAGUGCCUGAGAAAGGUGACAUGAAUGCCAAGGAAAGUACUGAGGCGCCUCACAAGAAAAACAAAAAGCACAGAAAACACAAAAGCAAAAAGAAGAAGAGGAGGAGAAAAGGCGAGAAGGAGAGCAGUUCAGAAUCUGGCGCAGAGUCGGAUGUAGAGCCUCCACCUCCACCGAGAAGGACCACUAGAGCCAGUGCCAGAUUGGCAGCAGCAGCUGGAACUGAAAGCACUGGACUGAAAGAGGAGAAAAGAAAAGAUGCAGUUACAGAUACAGAUGGAGGCUCAAAAUCUAAGAAGCAUAAAAGACAAGCUGCGAAAAAGAAAAAAAAGAAGAGGAAGAAAGAUGAAAAGCAAGAAAAAAAAUCAUCCCGCUCACCGUCUGACAGCAGCUCAGCUUCAGGUUCUGACUCUGAAGGUGAAGGAGGCAAAACAGCUGGCAAUGGAAAAUGUUCUCCAGCUGUUUCGUCUGACCUCAAGGAGCCAACAUCCCGACAGGAGCCAAAGGACAGCCAAGGGGAGGAGAAAGUUGCUCCCAUCUUAAUGCAAAAGCCUGAAUUGCCUGCAGUAAAGAAGGAAGAAAUAACAGACAUGGAAGUCCCCUCCACUGAAGAGAACCAUAGUUGCGCUAAUGAAAUAGAAAAGGAUAAGAUAUCACCCUCUACUGGCCAAGAUGAGAUAACACAGACGGACACUGUUGAGGUGAAGAUUGAGAGCAAUUACGGAGAAGCCAAAUUCAUGCAUGUACAGGAAUUACCUGACAUUAUCCCAAAACAGGAAGGCACUACUCCAAAAGAUGAGCUAAUCCUGAAAGAUCAGACCAGUUUAGUACCAGAGGCAAAGGUCAAGGAGCCUGAUUCACCACGGCCUUUGUCUCCUUCUAAGAGCUUAGAAAUAAAGAGAUCAGAAUCGGACCCCAGCCGUUCACCGUCACCCUGUCUUAUCAAGCAAGAAGCUGAGGUUCAACCAGAAGAAUUAAUGAAAGAACGAUCUAGAACUCCUUCUAGAUCAGGCUCAAAGGAAAAGCUGCCUUCAUCUCCUCAGAAGAGUCAAAGGCUUUCUCACUCCAAGUCCCGCUCUCCCUCUCCUAAAACCAAGAAAACAUCGCCCUCACCAUUCCGAAAGUUGCAGAAGAGCUCCGGUCGUCGUUCCCGAUCCACCUCUCUCUCUGUCACUCCAAUGAAGAAGGCGUCAAAAUCUCCAAGCAAGUCCAAGUCUCCUAAACGACGGAAGAGUUCAGUGUCAGUUUCCCCAAAGCGACGCAGAAAUUCUCCAUCUCCCAAAAGAAAAGUGUCACGAUCCCCCAAGCGUGGAGGGCGGCGGUCCCCCUCCCUGUCUCGGUCUCCAAGGAGGAGACGACGAUCAAAGUCACGUUCCCGUGGAGGUAAAAGGCGCUCCAGGACCCGGUCGCCAAGGCGAAGUGGUGCAGUUGGUCGACGUUCAUUGUCACGUUCCAUCACGAAAACCCGUCGCUCUCACUCUAGGUCUAGACGCCCUGUCGGUCGAUCCAGAUCAAGAUCAGCAGCCAGGCGUGCAGUAGGCAGACGCUCCAGGAGCCGCUCCUUGUCUCGGCGUAAGAGGUCACCGCCACCCAGAUCCCGCCGCUCACGGUCUCGAUCCGCCCGCAGGAGCAGACGAAGUCGUUCAAGAUCCGUUGUCAUGCUUAAGCGCAGCCGUCGUUCCAGAUCCAGGAGUCCUCGCAAACGGUCCAAAUCAAGAAGCCCUCCUCCACGACGGCGGUCCAAAUCUCGUUCAGCAGUUAGACGACGUUCUCGAUCUCCUGGAAGGAGGAAUCGCUCGCCACCAAGGUCCGGAAAACGUUCAAAAUCCCGCUCUUUGUCUCGAAGACACCGAUCACCUCAGCCGAGCAAAAAGAGGUCAAAAUCUCCACAAAGGAGUCGAAGGAGGUCAAAGUCUAAAUCUGCCUCUCGGGGUUUAAAAAAAUCUAAAUCCAGGUCAAGGUCUGAAUCUAGUGAUGGAAGAUCUGGAAGUUCAUCUUCAGCAAGAUCAGUGGCUAACACACCACUAAAAGAGAAGAAGGCUUCCCCUCCUGCUAAGGAGAAAACACCAGAAGAAAAACCUGUUGAAGAAAAUGGCACACCUUGUUUUGAAGCAGCAGGUGAUCUGAAACCAUUGCCUUCCGCACCUGACGCUGCUCCCCAAAGUGAGAGUCCCUUGGAUAAGUUGCAGGAUCAGCCCAUUCAGCUUGCAGACUUGCCUGCUCCCAUUUCAAGAUCUGCUUCCCAAGAGCCACCCAGCGGCCCAGCUGGUUCUGAUUCUUCAGAAGGCUCAGAUGACGAUGAGGAAUCUCCAGUCAAAACUGUGUUAACGAGCAAGAAAAGCUCCUCAGGUUCAGCAUCUCCAGAAGUACCAAAGAAGCAGCUUUCCAAGUCACGCUCACCUGCUGAUCGCCGGAAACGGUCUCGCUCGACAUCCAAGCCGGCAUCCAGAAGAAAGUUGUCCAGGUCCAAGUCUCCGGUUAAGAAAAAAGACUCCGUCUCUCCGUCACAAAGAAAAAAGCGACGGUCCAAAUCUCGGAGUCCUGCUCGACGGCGGAGAUCACGCUCACGUUCUACCACACGUCGCAAGCGUUCUGGCUCCAAGUCACGCACCAGGAACCGCCGGUCCAAAUCCCGCUCUCCAGCUCGCAAGAGGCGAUCCCGUUCUCCGAAUGCCCGGGGAAGGAGGAGGUCCAAGUCCCCGGACAGGAAUAAGCGAUCUAAAAGCCGCUCCACAGGCCGGAGGAAAAGAUCCAGAUCAGGAGACAGAAGCAGGCGAUCACGGUCCCGCUCCUCGGAUCGCAGACGUAGGUCAAGGUCACGAGGUCGAGGAAGACGGCCAGCAUUCCGCAGUCGUUCAUUUGACAGACGAGACAGAUGGAAGAGGGAACCAAGUCACUCUCCGGUUGUCAUUCUCCGCAAGCAACGCCGCUCAGGGUCCCGAUCACGACGCAGUGCUAGCAAAACACCUCCAAGACUAACUGAUCUAGAUAAAGACCAGUUGCUCGAAAUAGCCAAGGCGAAUGCCGCCGCCAUGUGUGCCAAGGCAGGGGUUCCUAUUCCAGAAAGUCUUCGGCCAAAAGCUAUUCUCCAGCUCCCUCUCCCGACCCCGUCUCCUACCCCCAUUUCAUUACCUUUACCGUUACCUCUUCCAAUGGGCAUGGGAAUGCCGAAUAUGCCCAACAUGGGUCCAAUGGGCUUACCAAGUAUUCCUGGAAUGCCCACUAUGUCAAACAUCACCAUGAGUGCUGCUGUGGCAAGUAUGACAGCAGCCACCAUGACUGCUGCCUUGACCAACAUGGGCGCCCUUGCAGCCAUGCCACCACUUGCCCCUCUUCCCACGAUAACUAAUAAACCUCCCCCUAGCCUUGUCCCCCCAACUCCGUCUCUAAACCUGGACCACAUUGAGGAGGCAAAGAGGAAAGUCACUCAGCAGGCCAACAUACAUACCAUUAAGGAACUCACAGAGAAGUGCAAGAUGAUUGCAAAUAGCAAAGAGGAGAUGGCUGUUGCGAAGCCCCAUGUGUCAGACGACGAGAGUUAAAACCAUCAAGGCCACCACAAGCCACUUCAUUUAAAUGACUGAAACAAAACGUAGGAUCCCCUAAAGGACCUUCUUUCCCACAGUUCUCUCUGUUAGCCAGAUGAUCUGACAGAGUGGAGGAGCUCCCUGUUUGUUGCAGCUAUAAAACAUAGGAGCGCCAACUGCCCGACACUGCUCCCACGGUUUGUUUGUACAAGAGCUAGAGACUUGCAGACUUUCACCUGUGAUGCCACUGAGAAAAGUGGACUCACUGAGGGCCACAGCUGUAUGACUGUACAGUGAGUUUUAGUAUGUUUGUGUUGAUGUCUUUCACCAUCAUCCCAACGGUGCAGCUUCUCACCUAGGCAAGACCGUUAGAAAACCCGAGGAAGAAACAAACCAAACGAACCUGUGGGUCAAACGCUUUUGUAUAUGUUCUGAACUUCUCCAAAACUGUUUUACCUUUAUUUUUCUUUAGGAUUGUGUUAAACAGAUAACUACUUGGGUUUUUUUUCUGUACUCUUUUCAGUUACCUGUAACCCCUCGUUUUAUGAUCAAAUAAUGCAGAAUAAGUAAAAAGAUAGUUGAUCCUCACUUGUGAUGUCUUCAUACAAAUUUGAGUUGUAAACGUAAAGAGAAAAACACACAUUAUCACAUUAUUUAGAACAUUUUACUAUAUUGAAUACAGAAGAAAAAAAUAAGUACUGUCCUGGUUGUGUGCAAAUUACAUCUGUGGUUACAGCACCAAUCUCAUCUUUGGUCUGGUAUUUUGUCUGGGCGUUGUUGGGCUUCGUCUGUUUUGCUCUGGAUAAAAAAAAUGUUUAUGGUCAUUUUAGAGGAACAAACUACUUGGUAUGCUUUGGGAAUUCCUACCAUCAUCUUGAGUUAUACUAGAUCUUUAUGCCUGCAUCACUGCAGUUAGUGCUAAAGGACGUUGAAAUAAAUGUCACGGAUACAAACGUGAAAUAAGAGAUCAACAUUGAUGUGAUGAUUUAAAAACUCCCAAGCCUAAAUAAUUUAGGUUUUCUUUUUUUAUCUAGGGUUAUUUUAGCUUCUAAGACUGAUUCACAAUAACAUUUUCUUAAAUGUGUUUGCAAGCAGUCAAAUAAAGCUACUCAAACAUUUCACUUUCACUCUCAUACAUGUUUGUAGCAGUAGUGAAUUUUACCUAUAUUCGUUUUUUGCUUUUUAUUUUAUUUUUUACCUCUGUAUGUUCUUCAAAGCAGAAAGUUGAGGGUAUCCUGAUGUCACUGUGAAAUAUUUUUGACAAUCGGGGUAUUGAGAUGUUUGUAUUAAAGGCACAACAAUAGGUGCACGAAAUACAAACACCUUUGUCUUCAGGUGGCCGGCAAAAGACUGAUUAAAGGAGAUGCUGAUGUGGAAACUCGAGACGCCCAACAAGCCCAAUCAUUCAAACACUUAAGAUCUGGAAAAGCUGUUAUCUCUGCCUCUAUUCUGUGCGCGGUCUUGUUUACCCCAUUGAAUAAUUGAAGAACAAAGACAAACUUGGUGCUCAUAAAAACUGUAAGGGACAAGUGUACUCUGAUUAAAAUAGGAUCUUGUCAUAAUUCAUAAUUAUCUUCAUCGGAGGGGCAUGCAGUUGUUAAUUCCAUCCAGCUUUUUCACUCAUGCCCAGGUUUGGUAAACUAGAAAAUGGUCUCUGAAGAUUUUUUUUUUUUGUGUGUCAAUUUUAAUUAUACUUGCUCUGCAAAAAUGUCUUGUUAUAACUGUUGAAUUGAUUUCCUGAGGUAAGCUUUAGCUAUUUUAAUGAGACAAAAACAAGAAAAUACAUUUUAGGAUACUUUUGUUUCUUUUAUUUGAACAUGGUAUUGUUGCUUGCUUUGUAUAUAAACGUGUUGAUGAUUAUUAAAAACCUCAACAAAUCGAAA